Schistosoma margrebowiei is the source of this 1912-nucleotide messenger RNA. The record is from the annotation of a GenBank genome assembly. NCBI's taxonomy places the organism in Eukaryota, Metazoa, Platyhelminthes, Trematoda, Strigeidida, Schistosomatidae.
GAGAAAUUAGAUAAGUUAAAAGAGAGAGAGAGUAUGAAGAUGGAAGAAUAUGCCAGAGAGACAGUUUUAAUCCAUUUCGUGAAGUGCUAAACUUAAACACACUUAUAGAAGGGGCCACGUAUUUGGCCGACCAGUAAAUUGAUUAGAUUGAGCAACCUAUUUUAUGAACCUGACUACCAUAUUUUGGUAUGCAAAAUACCUUUUAGGAUGCAUAUAGCGAUGUACUUAUAUGUACAUAUACAAGUGUGUUAUACUUGAUCAUAAGCCUACACAUAUAUGUGCACGGUAACAAAAAAAUUAUAGAAUGUGAGCACGCAUAUUAUUAUUACACUAACUAGACUAGAGGAAAACUUACUUGCUUAUUAGUUAGACUGAAUAAAAUAACAACAGUUUUGCUUAUUGGUUCAAAUAUAAAAAGUUGAUUCACUACUAAAUUUCAUCCAAAAAAAAUGGGUUUAACAUUUACAAUCCCAAAAUUCAUUCUAUUUUGCUUAAAUUUUCUACUUGUGAUUAUUGGUUUGGCAUUAAUUGCUGUCGGUGCAUGGGUUACAGCAAAUGAUCAAAGUUUUAUUGAUACCGUUCAAUUUUUUUCAUCAUAUAAUGCAUUUGAAUUGCAAUUAUAUCAAGGAACAAGUUUAUUACGUUAUUUCAGUUAUGGUGUGAUUAUAAUUGGCUCAUUAUUAGUAGUCAUUAAUUUUGUUGGCUGUUGGGGUGUAGUAAUCGAAAAUCGAGGAUUACUUAUGGCAUUCGCUGGUUUGAUGAUUACCCUAGUUCUACUUGAAUGUGGAGGUGUUGCAGCGAUGGCUGGCACACAAAGUUUGUGGAAGGGAGAUUAUAUGAAAAUGAUUACACGUCGAUUUGUAUCUGAAUACCGUGGAACAUUUGGAGCUUUUCCAAUUUCAGAAUUUGAAGAUUAUUCAUUAAAAAUGGAUCAAUUGAUGAUUGAACUUGAAUGUUGUGGAUUACAAGGUUCUCAAGACUUUUCAAACACACAAUCGCGUUGGUAUCUUGAAGGCCGAAAAUAUUCAGAUGGUACUACUGGUGAUGCGAUUAAAAUUCCUCCAGCAUGCUGUAAAUAUACUUCAAAAGAUUUUUGGAGAAAAGCUGAUUAUGGAAAAUUUCAAGACAGUCUUAAAGAUAAAGAUUGUGUAAAAACAACAAAUGAAUCAAAUAUGAAAGUUGGUUGUUUAAUUGCAGCAAAAAAUAAAACAGAGAAAACAGCCCUCCCAUUCAUAGCUAUUCCAAUUAUACUUUUCCUGUUACAGAUUGCUACUAUCGGGAUUUCUAUCUUUUUAAUUUGCCGAAUUCAAAAAUGGGAUAAUGAACUCUACUAUUAAAAGUCAUUUUCACUUUUAAUGAAAUAGAUGUAUGUAAAACUUGAAAAGUAUUAUAGAUAAAAAAAAAGAAGAACAUUUUUAACGACUAAGUAUGAUUAUUAUUAUUAUUGUAUUCAAUAUCCUUAAAACAGUCUUUAAUCGGUUCGUUGUUAUCGGAAUGAAAUACAGAAAAACCGGUUAGAUGAUAUAACAUAUUGAAUGUUUGUAUUGUUACCAUUUAAUUCAAUUAAUCUUUUGUUUAAAAUAAUAAAAUGAUAUUUGUAAAUGUAUGUGUGUGUGCAUGUGUGUAUUUGUAUGGAUAGAUGUUUAUUUUGCUUCUUUUUUUGUUGUUAUUCUUAAAUAUUGAAUCAUUUUGGUUUAUACAGCCUUCAAACAUUUUAAUUGUUUGAUAGGCUAGAUUGUUUUAUAACUGCAUAAAAAACGUAGGCGCAUUGUUUGUUUUGUUGUUUUUUUUUGUUGUUGGUGUUAUUACUUUGACCUAUAUAUAUACACUCCAUGUUCAAAUAAUUGAUUUUUUUUUUUCAAAUUAAUGUUAAUUGAAAUAAAUGUUGUGCCUCAAAAAUCAUGGAACUCAA